Messenger RNA from Bipolaris maydis ATCC 48331, 243 nucleotides. RefSeq lists its product as uncharacterized. The record is from RefSeq and is a predicted model, not a curated record. Lineage: Eukaryota; Fungi; Ascomycota; Dothideomycetes; Pleosporales; Pleosporaceae.
AUGCUUCGGGCACUUACGAUACCAAUGCCGCAGUCUCUUUUGUUUGUUUUAUACCACUUCAGCGAUUUUCCUUUUGGGUGGCAACUGUCUUUUUUUUUGGUGGCAGACUACAAUCAUCUGUCCAAUAUCUCUUACAUUUUGCAUAACCAUUUGGACUUGGAAAAGCCUGUAAUAACUUGGGUUUUUUUUGGCGUUAGAAAGAGAGAAGAUUCCGCUAUCGUAGCAAACGGCCUAUCAGUGUGA